AAACCUUCCUUAAGGCUCAAACCUCCCAUCAACCCUAACCAAUGUGGCCGAUGGUCAGCGAUGGUAAUCUAGACCUGCAUCAUCUGGAGGGCAACAUGUUGGCCAUCACUGCUACAGCCUUGCGGUGGUUUGUCAGUCAUCUAAAUCAGGCAUGUAAUUGGUCCUCUGCAGAUGUUGCCGAGAGACUCCCUCUCUGGCAACCUGGAGAUUUGCUGCCAGCCAAGCGUCAACAGCACUGAGCUAGAUAGACCCAGUGGCCCGACUCAGGAUAAGACAGCUACUUCUUACGUUCCUCUUUAAAUCAGCCCUUUCUUCAGAACCAUGAGGACUAGAAUCUUACUUUAUUUUGGGGGGUGGGAGGAACAAAAAAUCCUCUGAAAGAUCCCCUUAGAGGCCCAGUCCUAUCUCUAGGAAGGGCUGUGAAAGGCUCCUGUCUGAAGCCCUGAACCUACAGGGUUCCACUGAGAUUUAGCUUGCCCCAGUUUUUCGGUUUAUUUUUUUUUACUCCCUACGGAGCUGAACAAAGGUAACCAGAUCUUGGUUUUGCUGAAAGUGAUGACGUAUGGCGCUGUUUAGUGUAUUAAUGGGAACCAGCUGUGGCGCUGCACGUGACUCUUUUAUCUUCCUAGUCCUUUCAAAGGACGGGUUUUGGGGAGAGAGAGGGGGGAAGGGGCUGUAGAAGACAGAAAAAUAACUUGUUUUCAGCAGAAGUGCCGUCCAGGAUGUUGUGGACCACCUUCAUACUAGCUGCCCUGUUGCCAAUAGCCAAGGCUACUGAUGGCUCUCCUGACGGAAUGCUGGACUCUCAGUGGGAACUCUGGAAGAAAACCCACAGGAAGGAAUAUAAUGGCAAGAUGGAUGAGGUCUCCCGGAGGCUUGUAUGGGAGAAGAACCUUAAAUACAUCAACACCCAUAACUUGGAAUUUUCUCUGGGAAGGCACACUUUUGAAUUGGCUAUGAACCACCUGGGAGAUAUGACCAGUGAAGAAGUUGUUCAGAAGAUGACGGGGCUCAAAGUCCCUCCCUCACGCAAACAAACCAACGACACCCUCUACAUCCCAGACUGGGAAAAGAGGGUUCCUGACGAAAUGGACUACAGAAAGAAAGGCUAUGUUACUCCUGUCAAGAAUCAGGGCCAGUGUGGGUCCUGCUGGGCUUUCAGCUCCGUGGGGGCCUUGGAGGGGCAGCUCAAGAGGAAGACUGGCAAGCUGCUUAACCUCAGCCCACAGAACCUGGUGGACUGCGUGACCGACAAUGACGGCUGCGGGGGCGGCUACAUGACCCAUGCUUUUGAAUACGUGAAGGAGAACCGAGGCAUUGAUUCGGACGAUUCCUACCCAUAUAUCGGCCAGGAUGAAAACUGUAUGUAUAACCCAACUGGUAAAGCUGCCAAGUGCCGUGGUUACAGGGAGAUCCCCGAGGGGAACGAGAAGGCCCUGAAAAGAGCUGUUGCCCGGAUAGGCCCCAUCGCUGUGGGCAUCGAUGCCAGCCUGGCCUCCUUCCAGUUCUACAGCCGAGGUGUGUAUUACGACGAGCAAUGCGAUGCCGGCAACAUCAACCAUGCUGUCCUGGCCGUGGGCUAUGGGACUCAGAAAGGCACCAAGCACUGGAUUGUUAAAAACAGCUGGGGGGAAGAUUGGGGCAACAAGGGCUACAUCCUGAUGGCCCGGAAUAUGGACAACGCCUGCGGGAUUGCCAACCUGGCCAGCUUCCCAAAGAUGUGACCAGUCCAUGCAUGCACUGCCACACCAGAAGUGGCCCUCGUGUCAGCAAAUGGCUGGCUUCCUGAGCUGACAUUAAGGAGCACUAACAAGGGACUUCCGUGAAAGCUGUUUUGCUGCAAUGAUAUAGGCAGUUGUCUGUGACAGCAUAUUAAAAAGCUUUCUUUCAUUUUCAUUUUUUUUAAACACAAAA
Podarcis muralis (Common wall lizard) is the source of this 1914-nucleotide messenger RNA. RefSeq names its product cathepsin K (gene CTSK). Gene Ontology annotation, biological process: proteolysis. Lineage: Eukaryota; Metazoa; Chordata; Lepidosauria; Squamata; Lacertidae. Gene Ontology annotation, molecular function: cysteine-type peptidase activity. The record is from RefSeq and is a predicted model, not a curated record.